This is a messenger RNA of Prorocentrum cordatum, 2731 nucleotides long. The record is from the annotation of a GenBank genome assembly. NCBI's taxonomy places the organism in Eukaryota, Dinophyceae, Prorocentrales, Prorocentraceae.
AGGCGUUCUGGCCGAGGCUGACGGGCGGGCCAAAGACGCGCCGGGGCUCGAGCCACCGCGCGCGCGCCCUGGCCGGGCGGGCACAUGCGGUGGGCCCGGCCGGAGGCUGUGCUGCUGCUGGCCGUGGCCGCCUGCACGCUCGCACCCGCCGCCGGAGCAGGCGGCGAGGAGGCGAAAUGGUGGUGCGACGAAGGGAGCGACGGCAGCGAGGAGUGCCACCUUCAUGAGUACUCCUUCGUGGAAACCUGCAUCCUUAUCGUGCUGGUCUGCAUGGCCCUGCUCUUCGAAGCCGUGCACCACUUCUUCAAGGAGCGCGUGAGCACGAGCUACCACUACGGGCAGCUGCAGACGGGGACGGGGCGCAGACACUUCAACGGCAUCCACACAUCGGCAGGCGCAGGCCAUGUUCCCGGCAGCUCCCGUCACCUCCACGUGGAGUACACUACACCCCUCUGGAAGCAUUGGUUCUCGCGCUUGUGUGCGGAGAUCAUGGUGCUGGGCUACAUCGCUUUCCUCAUAUUCAUCUCCCGAGAGGCUGGAUUAUUCGAUGCACUUAUCACCGCAUUCCCUUCGGAGGCCUCCGCAAUUCACGUGCCUCCGACCUCCGCCGACUGGCUGCACAUGGUGGAGUUAGUACACAUGAAACUGUUCCUUGGCAUGCUGAUCUAUUUCAUGCUUGUCUCCCAGAUUGUGAGUGGCAGCGUGAAGACCAUCCGUGCCUGGGAAGAGAUGCGCAUACUCCGCGUGGCCGGCGCCGCCAGGUCCACGCUGGCGAUGCGCAACGAGAGCAGGCUCCGGGGUUUUGAGAACACCGCGGUCAAAAAGUAUGGCCGGUGGCGGACGUACUUCAUCACGGACGUGCUGACGUGGAGGCGGAAGCGCCCGUCUUUGCACACGGAGGUGCUGCGGGCCCUCGCUCUCGACUCGCUGCCGAGGGUGCCCGUGGGCAGGCUGCACGAGGCCCUGGAAGACAACUUCGCCUUCAGCGCCUACCUUGCCUACUCGGUCUGCUCCUGCACCACGGACACGGUGGAGAUCCACUCCUUCACCUGGUUUGCCGUCAUCCUCGUCCUGCUGACGUUUGCCGCCCUGCACCGGCUCGCGAGCGUCGUCCUGCUGGACGUGGUGCCCAUGUUCAUCGUGGCUGCCUUCCUGGUUCUGGGGGCCCUCUGGCUCCUGGUGCGCUCGUUCCAGGUCCGAGUCGACGCCUCGGGGCGGCUGGCGAUGAGCCUCUCCCGCAGGAACCUGGCCGACGAGGCCGCUCGAGGCUCCUGGGCGCUCCGGGCGAGGAGCGCUGCGGAUGGCAUCGCGGAGCGCAGCGGCGCCCAGGGCACGGCGGACGACGGGGCGGCGCAGGCUAUGCACGAGGACUCCGCGGAGCCGACCUCGCCCGCCCUGGACUCCGCGGCGCCGACCUCGCCCGCCAGGGAGUGCUGGCCCGAGGAUCUGGCGUCCGCCUCCUCCGCAAGCCCGCGUGCCGCGAGCCCAGGCGACGAGGGCCUCCACGAGAAGUUCCCCACCGAGGUCUACACCCUGCGCCUCCUGCAGGUGAUCCUGUUCGUGUGCGCAUACGCCUGCGCCCGGACGCUCGGCGACCCGGCCGACUGGAAGUCGCGUCCCGACCGGGUCGUCGUAGUUUGCUGCGUCUUCGGCAUCGUGUUCCUCUUGUUGGGCAGCAUGCUGCCAGGGCUGGUGCCCACUUUCGCAGCGCUCAUGGCCAUGCCGCCCUACGUCGAUAGGCAGAACGCGGGCCUCUUUCUGGCAGUGCUGGCCGAGCACGGAAGACCUGUCCAUGACCUGGCCAGCCGGAAGGGCGGCCGGGUACCCGCCGGCGGCCCGAUGUUGCAGCACCAGGGCACGGGAGGAGGCUCGAUGGUGCACCACCGCACGUCGGCGAGCCCGGACGCAGUGCCCAGCAUGCAGAGCCCCGACCACCAACCGAAGGCUCGCGUCCUGCUGGGCGGCUCCACGUCGAUCCCGUGGCUGCUGCCGCACGCGCUCGGAAGCAGCUGCGCGUCCUCGUGCCUCUCCGCCCUGGACCAGGGGCAGCGCGCCGCCGACGCCGCGUGGCAGCACCGAAUGGCCAGCCAGGUGGAGGACAUCCACAGGCGGCUGCUCGGCGCUGCGGAGGCAGCGACGAUGAGGCCGCCCCCGGCCCGCGCGGAGGAGUGGCCCGCGCCGCCCGACGACGCCGACGCUGUCGCGCCUGCGGGCGAGCCCGCGGCCCUCGCGCUGCCGCCGCUCUCUGGCGCCGCGGCGCAGCGGCCGCUGCUCGCGCAGAUCGCGGCCCUGCGGCGAGAGCUGCAGCGGCUGGAGGUGCUGGCCGCGGGCGAGGAGCUCCCGGCCAGGCGCCCUCCUCCGGCCCGGGGCGACAGCUCCGAGAACGUCGCCGCGCUGCUGAGGGCCGAGCUCCACGCCAGCAGUGGCGACUAGCGGCGGCAGCGUCGAGGCCGCCCGCGGGUUCGGCGGCGGCCGCGAGCGGCGCCCUCCGCCCUGGGAGCCCUCCAGAGGGCCCUCGGCAGGUCUGAGGCUCGGGGGGCGAGUCCUCUUCCCGGGCGCGCUGCUCCUGCAGGCGGAAGCAUGUCCUCACGGCGAUGGACAUGUUCAUCGCCCGUGACCGCCUGCUCGCCUGCUCGCCGCCCGCCGUGACCACAGCCGGCGAGCGUCGCGGCACGGCGCCAGCCACAAGCGCCGAUGAGCGCCGCUUUUGCCGCGGACUCCUCCCCUGGCA